GCCAGUCCCUGGAAACAGUUCCGGGAAACCCCUCGCGUCGCCGGGGUCGCUCUUGCUCGCCCAUGAGGGAAGGGAAGAGGAGGAGCGCGCGCCAUUUGCAGCCGCCGCUCCCGCCGUGCCGCGCAGGGCCCGCUCCGCAUAAUAAAAUGGCUAAUCAGGUGAAUGGUAAUGCGGUACAGUUAAAAGAAGAGGAAGAACCAAUGGAUACUUCCAGUGUAACUCACACAGAACACUACAAGACACUGAUAGAGGCAGGCCUCCCCCAGAAGGUGGCAGAGAGACUUGAUGAAAUAUUUCAGACAGGAUUGGUAGCUUAUGUUGAUCUUGAUGAAAGAGCAAUAGAUGCUCUCAGAGAAUUUAACGAAGAAGGAGCCCUCUCUGUAUUACAACAGUUUAAGGAAAGUGACCUGUCGCAUGUACAGAACAAAAGUGCAUUUUUAUGUGGAGUUAUGAAGACCUACAGACAGAGAGAGAAACAAGGAAGCAAAGUACAAGACUCAACGAAGGGGCCAGAUGAAGCAAAGAUUAAGGCUUUGCUAGAGAGAACUGGUUAUACUUUGGACGUGACCACAGGGCAAAGGAAAUAUGGCGGCCCUCCUCCAGAUACUGUCUACUCUUCUUCCCAGCCUAGCAUUGGCACAGAGGUUUUCGUUGGCAAAAUCCCCAGGGAUUUGUAUGAGGAUGAAUUGGUGCCUCUAUUUGAGAAAGCAGGCCCAAUUUGGGACUUGCGGCUCAUGAUGGAUCCCCUUUCUGGGCAGAACAGGGGCUACGCUUUCAUUACUUUCUGUAGUAAAGAUGCUGCACAAGAAGCUGUCAAGCUGUGUGACAACUAUGAAAUCCGUCCUGGCAAACACCUUGGCGUGUGCAUCUCCGUGGCAAACAAUAGGCUGUUUGUUGGAUCAAUUCCCAAAAACAAAACAAAGGAAAAUAUACUAGAAGAGUUCAGUAAAGUUACAGAGGGUUUGGUGGACGUGAUCUUGUAUCAUCAACCUGAUGAUAAAAAGAAGAAUCGUGGAUUUUGCUUCCUGGAAUACGAGGAUCACAAAUCAGCAGCGCAGGCUCGGCGUCGGCUGAUGAGUGGGAAAGUAAAAGUCUGGGGAAAUAUUGUAACUGUGGAAUGGGCUGAUCCAGUAGAGGAACCCGAUCCAGAGGUCAUGGCAAAGGUGAAAGUUCUGUUUGUGAGAAAUUUGGCCACCACAGUGACAGAAGAGUUACUGGAGAUUUCCUUUUCGGAGUUUGGAAAGCUGGAAAGAGUGAAAAAACUAAAAGACUAUGCUUUUGUUCAUUUUGAGGAUAGGGGGGCAGCCGUCAAGGCCAUGAAUGAAAUGAAUGGAAAAGAAAUAGAGGGGGAAGAAAUUGAAAUAGUGUUAGCCAAACCUCCAGAUAAGAAAAGGAAAGAGAGGCAGGCUGCCAGACAAGCCUCCAGAAGUACUGCGUAUGAAGAUUACUAUUAUUAUCCUCCCCCUCGUAUGCCACCGCCUAUUAGGGGCCGAGGUCGUGGAGGGAGAGGCGGUUACGGCUACCCCCCAGAUUACUAUGGCUACGAAGAUUAUUAUGAUGAUUAUUAUGGCUAUGACUAUCACGACUACCGUGGUGGCUAUGAAGAUCCUUACUACGGCUACGAUGAUGGCUAUGCUAUAAGAGGAAGAGGAGGAGGAAGGGGUGGGCGAGGCGCACCUCCACCACCUAGGGGGCGGGGAGCACCACCACCAAGAGGUAGAGCUGGCUAUUCCCAGAGGGGAGCACCAAUUGGACCGCCAAGAGGAGCCCGGGGUGGGAGAGGGGGUCCCGCCCAGCAACAGAGAGGACGUGGUGCUCGUGGAGCCCGGGGCAACCGCGGGGGCAACGUGGGAGGCAAGAGAAAGGCGGACGGGUACAACCAACCUGAUUCCAAGCGCCGCCAGACCAACAACCAGCAGAACUGGGGCUCCCAGCCAAUCGCCCAGCAGCCGCUCCAGCAAGGUGGUGACUAUGCCGGUAACUAUGGUUACAAUAAUGACAACCAGGAAUUUUAUCAGGAUACUUACGGGCAACAGUGGAAGUAACACAAAAUAAGGUGGGCGUGUGGGAAUGUUGGCAAGAUAGAAUUUGGCUUAUAACUCUACAUCCUUCCAAAAAUUGGCUUAAUGUUUCAUCCUUCAGUAAUGAUUGGCUGCCAUUUGUAUUGGGCUGAAGAAUCACUCUAUUGUGUAUAUACUCAAGUCUUUUAUUUUUUUCUUUUCUCAUAAAUGCACUUGGACAUUACUGAGCUUGCAGAAUUCCCAAACUCAGUUUGGGGAUAACAGUGCUUUUUAUCAUUUAGGCUUCAUUUUAGCAGUUUUAUCAGCAGGAUGGGCAAGACUUGUUAAAUCAUGAUUUUGCAAACCUUCUGUUUUUUGGACAGUUUCAUUUUUUUUCCUUUUUGGAUUUGGGAUAGACUACAUAGGCAUAUGCUGUACAUAAACUAAAGCUAGUACUUUGUCUCAGUAGUUUUAAGGAAUUAAAACAAAAUUAAGUUUUCUUGUAUUAAAAAAAAUAACAUGACUGUAUGUUUUGCAUUCCUAGAAGUAGGUAAAAAAACUGUGUUUUUAAAUUGUUAUAACUUCACACCUUUUUGAAAAUCUGCCCUACAAAAUUUGUUUGGCCUAAACGUCAAAUCCGUGGCAAUUUGUUCCUUGAUGUGAUUGUAUUUCCAAUUUCUUCUUGUUCAUGUAAGAUUUCAAUAAAACUCAAAAAUCUAUUCAAAA
This is a messenger RNA of Sphaerodactylus townsendi, 2726 nucleotides long. It is a transcript of the gene HNRNPR, whose product is annotated as heterogeneous nuclear ribonucleoprotein R. Bases 63 to 2045 code for a protein of 660 amino acids. NCBI's taxonomy places the organism in Eukaryota, Metazoa, Chordata, Lepidosauria, Squamata, Sphaerodactylidae. Gene Ontology annotation, molecular function: mRNA binding. The record is from RefSeq and is a predicted model, not a curated record. The transcript is spliced from 11 exons. Gene Ontology annotation, cellular component: nucleus; ribonucleoprotein complex.